Fusarium verticillioides 7600 is the source of this 1250-nucleotide messenger RNA. RefSeq lists its product as hypothetical. The transcript has 5 exons. The coding region runs from base 211 to 873 and encodes 220 amino acids. Lineage: Eukaryota; Fungi; Ascomycota; Sordariomycetes; Hypocreales; Nectriaceae. The record is from RefSeq and is a predicted model, not a curated record.
CACCAGUACCUUUCGCCCAUUUCUUCGACCUUCACCAACAAACACCGCUAAUCCAGCCACAAAACCCUUGGAAUACCACCUGACAUAUUGUGAUGUCACCAAACAUUUCCUUCGACUCCGGCACUAUCGAUAGAUUCAACCGGGCAGCUGCCGGGUAUAUCGUGCCUCUCCUUCUCAUAGUCACGAAUCUGAUUACAUACAUCAACAAAGAUGCAUCCAAAGCUUAUGAUCUUACUUUUCUUAACGUCUUUGCCAACCUCUAUCUGCUUGGAGCCUAUCUUAGAGGCGACAGGUUCGGCUAGUGGGCCCCGACCAAGUGCGGCGAACCAGGAGAUGUAUCUUGAGUUGCUUCAUGCACUGGAACAACUGGAGCAUGGCGAGCCGAAGACUAAGGUGCCCGAGAAAAAGAAAUCAAUAUAUGAACGUGCAUGGGAUGCUAUUGCGCCAUCACAUGAAUUCAAAGAGGGAUUAAGGAUAAUAUGGCUUCGCUGGACUUUCGAGAUCAAACAAGCCGUCGGUCUGGCAGAAUGCGGACAUUUCAGUGGCUACGCUGGCCCAAAUAAAGAGAUCUACUAUCAAUAUGAGACUGAUGAUGGUCACUGCGAUACUGUCAUCGAACAAAUAGAGGUGGAACGCGCAAUCGAACGCCAAAUCAAGAAAGAGGGGGCAGCCAUUCAAACCACUCAAUGUCUGGACCUGACUGACACUUGGGUUUGGAAUGGUCACCUACUCAUUGGACCAGCGAAGGGCUUUGACUACGAGAUAGAAUGUGGGCCAAAGCUUAUUGUUACUCCGGUGUCCAUGAUGUGGGAUUUGGAGACUUUGGAGAAGGCGGAGAAAGAAAAAGAAAAGCAAGCUGAUCGUGAGCUAUAGACAACUGAAUCCGUUGAAGAUGAGGAGUCAAGCAAUGGUAGGCUUUCAAUUGACCAUCAAUAGUCAAAGGACUGAAAGCCAGGGAAGAAAUUAUCAGAGAACCCAGUGCCGUAGAUCAUUGCGUCGAAAGAAUGGCAACCGUGGCAAAUGAAAUGCAUACCGGGAAUACUGGCAGUUGUACUCACUCGGUACUUCUUACGUCGCCCAAGAAUGAAGUUGUUUCGUCUCUAGACAAUUGUAUGAAUCCGGAACCAAUUGCACCGUUCCCUGAAAAAGCUCAGGGGAUCUACCUCGUGAUAAUGAGCUUAUUUAGUUUAGGGUUAUGUUUAGACAACACUAGCCUGUAGCCGUGUAAACAUGCUUAUUCUAAUCCCCUC